Molecule: messenger RNA, 2455 nt
Organism: Myxocyprinus asiaticus (Chinese sucker)
Lineage: Eukaryota; Metazoa; Chordata; Actinopteri; Cypriniformes; Catostomidae
Product: meprin A subunit alpha-like
Exons: 14
Coding region: 193-2007 (604 amino acids)
Biological process (GO): proteolysis
Cellular component (GO): membrane
Molecular function (GO): metalloendopeptidase activity; zinc ion binding; protein binding
Source: RefSeq, a predicted model, not a curated record
UUGUAAAUGGUGAUCUCGCACAUUAUUUACAAACUCUAAAUUACGGAGAUACGUGUCCCUUUUGUUAUAAAACUACACAACUGUCAUCAGUAAAACAGCUCAAGGCCUCCUCCUCUAAUUUGCAGGGCCAUUGCUUCUAUAAACAUGGUCAAAGGCUAAAGUUCUCUUUAUGCCUUUUAAAUGAUUGCAUAGAUGCAUUUUACCUCACAUAUUGUCAGUAUGCUGUUGCUGAGGCUUCUCUUCUUUACAGUGCUGGCUGCAGCAUUUCAUGCUAUUCCAGUUUCAACUCGUAAUCAUGAAGUUGAUGAUGAUCCUAAUUUCAACCCAUUCAUCAAUCUUGGAGCAAAAACCCGACUUAUUGAGGGAGACAUAGCUCUACCACCUGGUAGGGUUGGUCUUAUUAACACAACAUACAGAUGGAAGUUCCCUAUUCCGUAUAUUCUGUCUGACAGCCUGGACCUUAAUGCAAAAGGUGCUGUCCAUCAGGCAUUUGAAAUGUACCGCCUAAAGUCAUGUGUUGACUUUAAACCCUAUGAGGGAGAGAAGACAUACAUCAAAUUUGAGAAAAGAGAUGGGUGCUGGUCUUCUGUUGGAGAUCAACAAAAUGGACAGGUGCUUUCUCUGGGGCCAGGCUGUGACCAUAAGGCAGUGAUCGAGCAUGAACUGUUGCAUGCUCUGGGCUUUUACCAUAUGCAGUCUCGCCAGGACCGAGAUGACUAUGUGAAAAUCUGGCUAGAUCAGGUCCAAGAAGGCCUGGAGCAUAACUUCAACAAAUAUGAUGACAGUUUUGUCACAGAUCUUAAUACACCAUAUGACUACGAGUCUGUCAUGCAUUAUCGUCCAUUUGCUUUCAACAAAGAUCCCAGUAUUCCUACCAUCACAACCAACAUCCCUGAGUUCUUCAACAUCAUAGGGCAAUACCUGGACUUUAGCGAGAUGGAUAUCAUAAGACUGAAUCGAAUGUACAACUGCUCCUCAACUCUUACCCUGCUGGACCAAUGUGCUUUUGAAAACAUAAAUAUUUGUGGGAUGGUACAGAGUUCGACUGAUGAUGCUGAUUGGGUCCAUCUUAAGAGCUCUCCUGGCUCUGAGGAUCAUACUCUCACCGGAAAAUGCAGAGAUUUAGGAUAUACUAUGCAUUUUGACACCUCCGUUGGACAGGCAGAGCAAUCCGCUCUCCUUGAGUCCCGCAUCCUCUACCCAAAGAGAAAGAUGCAAUGCCUUCAGUUUUUCUACAAAAUGACAGGCAGUGUAAAGGACAGGCUUGUGAUUUGGACCAAGAUGGAUGAUGGAACAGGAACAGUGCGUAAAUUAAAGAAAGUGCACACAAUAUGGGCUGAUGAAGACAAGUCGUGGAAGAUUGCUCAUGUGCCUAUGGAAGUCGGGGUCAAAUUCCGCUAUGCCUUCCAGGCAGUGAGGGGAGACCCUACCAACUCUGCAGGAGGCAUGUUCAUUGAUGACAUGAGUAUGUCGGAGACGCGCUGCCCAGCUGCAGUUUGGCGCAUCCAGAACUUCUCUCACAUUCUGCAGACAGCUGACUAUGAUACAGUGCUGAACAGCCCUCGUUUCUACAGCCCAGAGGGUUACGGUUAUGGCAUUCAAGUGCGUCCUUUUUCUGGCUACUCCGAUUACACGGGCAACUACACUGGUCUGUACUUCCAUCUGGCCAGUGGUGACAGUGACGUUGUAAUGCAAUGGCCUGCUGUGAACCGCCAGGCCACCAUAGUGGUGAUGGACCAGGAUCCAGACAUUAAGCUGAGGAUGUCUUCUGCUCGUAGUCUCACCACUGACCUGGACCCAAUUUGGGACAAUCCAAGAAAGGUUGGGACCUAUGACCCGAGCUGCCACUGUUACCGUGGAGAGUCAAAGGGAUGGCAAAAUUUCAUCAAACAUUAUGACUUGCGCAGGCGAAAUUACCUGAAAAACGAUGACCUCAUCAUCUUUGUUGACUUUGAGGACUUAACAACCUUGGUAAAUGCUGAAGUCCCAGUUGCACCGAAGAUUUGAGGCCACUUUGGGUGCCAGUGUUUAUGGUCUGAAGAGAAAAGUAUAUCAGUAGUGUUCAUUGUGGAGAACUUCAUCUAAAACAAGUGUUUCUUGUUAAAAAUGGAAGUAUUACAAUCAUACCCUCCUGAGACCCGAGCUGACCGCUGUGUGCCUUUUCCAUUUCCCUUUUUGAUUAGCACCUAAUAAGCAUGCAAAAAAAAUACAAUAAAAUAACUAGUGCAAAUAGUCUUACUAAACAUUGAUGUCCACAUGUAUGGACAUUUCUUAGUUUUACUAAGUAAAACUAAGAAAUUUUAAAUAAUAUCAUGCUAGAAAGUCAGAUUUUUUUAUUUUUUUUUUAUUUAUCAAAUUGUUUAUUAUGUUUCCAGAAGUGUUGGUUAUUAAUGUUUUUGAGACAUUACAGACAUUACAGCUGAUUUUCUGUAAAGCUGCUUUUGAACAAUGUGUA